This is a messenger RNA of Microplitis demolitor, 1769 nucleotides long. RefSeq names its product phytanoyl-CoA dioxygenase, peroxisomal. Gene Ontology annotation, molecular function: phytanoyl-CoA dioxygenase activity. The record is from RefSeq and is a predicted model, not a curated record. Gene Ontology annotation, biological process: fatty acid alpha-oxidation. The transcript is spliced from 6 exons. NCBI's taxonomy places the organism in Eukaryota, Metazoa, Arthropoda, Insecta, Hymenoptera, Braconidae. The coding region runs from base 563 to 1369 and encodes 268 amino acids.
UUUAAAUUUUAAAAUAAAUCUUUGCAAAAAAAAAAUUCAAAUCACCCGCGCAAAAUCUGUUAUAUGAUUCGUUCAAUUUAUCAGCUGUUUGGUAUAUUUUAUUUAUUAUUUACUUUCUUAAAUUGGCAAUAAAAAGUAAACUAAUUAAUAAUCUGAUAAUCUUCGACUUCCAGCAAACAAAUAUAUACACUUUGGACCAUAAUAUCGCGAAUUGCAAAUCAUAAAUAUUUAUUCGAGUGUCAAGUUUUCUGGUAUUAUUUAUCAACAAGUUUUGCAUUCAAGUAAUUAAUUAAUUAAUUAACCAAAUAAUUAAUUUAUCAAGUCAAUAAACGAAUAGCGCAACAAUAAAUAACAAUAAUUAUUUUAAAAUAAAAUCUAAAACAUUUUCUAACCUCAACGGUGAUAACAAUAAAGUUAUUUUUGUUUUUGUUGUACGUAAUUUAAUUGGUGUACUCCAUUUUGUCCGCAAAAAAUGAAAAGUGUUUAGUUAACGGCAGCUGAAAAUUUUUGAUAAUCACUUUGAAUAUUUAUUUGAAUUCUUAUUAUUUAAAGGAAGGGUGAUAUGAUGAAAAACUUAAUUUUAACAAAAGAAACUCAUCGUUUGACGGUAGAUCAACGUAUAUUUUAUGAAACAAAUGGUUAUUUGGUAAUACCGCAAUUGAUAUCACAUGAUGUAUUGGAAAAAUGUACACAAAGAUUUGAUGACAUUGUGGAUGGAAAAGUCGAUCGUGGUAUGAUGACAGUAAUGCGUGAUGUAAUUGAUCGAAAAUCAGUCAAUAAAAUUCAAGAUAUUAAUCAUGAUUCGAUAUUUCGUUCUUAUAUUGAGAAUAAAAAACUUUUAGAUACCGUUGAAAUAUUUACUGGCCCUAAUAUUAUUGCAAUGCACAGUAUGCUAAUUGCAAAACCUCCUGAUUCUGGACUUGAUAGCAGCAGACAUCCACCUCAUCAAGAUUUAUAUUAUUUUCCAUUUCGACCAGCAGACUCAAUAGUCGCUGCAUGGACGGCUAUAGAACCUUGUGAUACUUCAAAUGGUUGUCUUUUUGUAGCACCUGGAUCCCAUAUUCCUCGAAAACUGUAUCCACAUACUUACCCAAAAAAUAAUAAUGCAAUUAACAAAUUUUAUCAUGGUAUUUAUGAUUUACCAGAAUCUACAAGAUGGAUUGAUUUGGAAAUGGAACCCGGUGAUACCGUAUUUUUUCAUCCGUUAUUAAUUCAUGGUUCAGGUGUUAAUAAAUCAAAUCGCACGCGAAAAGCUAUAUCCUGUCAUUACGCAUCUGCUGAAUGUCAAUAUAUUGACGUACGAGGGACUGUUCAAGAACCCAUUCGUAAUGAAGUGAUAGAGUUGGUACGAAAACGAUAUCCAGACUGAAACAAAGAGCGAUUGUGAUAUCCCGGCUGCAAGGUCUAUCGAGAUGGGCCACCCCAAUUGUUAAAUAAACAAUACAAAUGACUAAGGCGACCGUGAGGCCAAGACAUCGUCACCAGCAACGGGAUGUUUAUAUUCUUGUUUCGCUCGUCAAUGAGAGAAGACUAUCAAGUUUAUAUAAUUCAGAAUGCAUACAUAAGUAUUCAGUUCUAAAUAAUAAAAAAUAUCAAAUAAAUGUUCAAACGGCUUAUUUACAAAAAUCAGUAUCCGAAAUUUUCGGAAAUAAGUUAUAAUAUUGUAUACAUUUAUACAAAAAUAAAUCAACUAGGUAAAUAUAUUUUUUAAAGUAUUAGAAAUAAAAUAUUGAUAUACUGGCUAAAGUAUGAUUUUAUGUACUGACUUU